GAGAAGAAAGAGGUUAUGUUAUUUUCUUGUUAUUAUUUAAACCUUAGAACUAGCAUUUUUUUUGCAAUUGAAAUGUUAUGGUAUAAACUCAAUAAGUAUUUAAAUCGUUAUCCUGCGAGAACCUUGUAUUCUACGAAAUCUGACACUAUAUUUGCACUGUCUUCUGGUUAUGGAAAAUGUGGAGUAGCUGUAAUUCGAAUAUCUGGUUCAACUUCUGGAACAGCUUUUAAGUUAAUGACUGGCUUGAAUGUAUUACCCAAACCUCGAGUAGCAACUUUGAGAAGCAUUAAACAUCCCAUCAGUGGAGAAACAAUCGACAAGGGUUUAAUUCUGUGGUUUCCAGGUCCAAAAAGUUUUACUGGAGAAGAUAGCUUAGAAUUUCAAGUCCAUGGUGGUAUAGCUGUAAUCAAUUCAGUUUUGAAAGCAUUAGGAACUAUUCGAAAUUUAAGAUUAGCUGAACCUGGAGAAUUUACACGUAGAGCGUUUUUCAAUGGUAAAUUAGAUCUAACUGAAGUAGAAGGCUUAGCAGAUUUAUUGCAAGCUGAAACUGAAGCCCAAAGAAAACAAGCAUUUUUACAGUCUCAAGGGGCUUUAAGCAACCUAUACAACAAAUGGAAACAUAUUUUGAUUCAAUCUGUAGCUCAUAUAGAAGCUCACAUUGAUUUUGAAGAAACUGAAACACUAGAGGUUAAUAUUCUGACUUCUGUAAGGCAAAAUAUUGAAAGUUUAGCUGAAGACAUUGAAAAACAUUUAUUAGAUGGGAGAAAGGGAGAAAUUUUGAGGAAUGGUGUUAGAACAAUCAUUCUGGGCGAACCCAAUGUGGGAAAGAGCAGUCUUUUGAAUUUAUUGUGUCAACGUCCAGCGGCUAUUGUAACUCCUAUUGAAGGUACCACUCGAGAUGUUUUGGAAGUAACCUUAAACAUAGGAGGAUACCCAUUGGUAUUGGCAGAUACUGCUGGAUUGAGAGCAAAUACUUUAGACCUUGUCGAAAAAGAAGGUAUAAAUAGAGCUUUACAACUUUAUGAAAAAUCGGAUUUUGUAAUCUUAGUUUUGGACGCGAAAAAGUAUAGCGAAUGGAAGGAGAAAGCCGCUGAUGGAAAUUUUAAUAGAUAUAUUAUAGAUAAUGUACAUAAAUUAAAGUUGAAAAAACUAAUAGAACCAAGAUAUGUUGACAAUAAUGUAGACUUUGUUUUCAAUAAACCUUGUUUAAUAGUAUUAAAUAAGUCUGAUCUUUGGACGGAAAAUAAUAUUGCCAACAAUGAAAACUGUAUAAAAAUAUCGUGCAUUACUGAAAAUGGAAUUGAUGAGUUGAUAGAAGCCGUUACACACAAAUUGAAAGAAUUGUGUGGAGAACCAUCUUCAGAGCAUCCUAGUAUGAAUCAAAUUAGGCAUCGUCAACAUUUGACUAAUUGUUUGAAACAUCUGAAGUUAUUUCUGGCAAAAAAUAAUAGUCAAAAUCACGAUCUCGUACUUAUGGCAGAAUAUUUAAGGAAAGCAUUGAGAUGUUUGGGAAAAUUAGUAGGAAGCGUAACGACGGAUGAUUUAUUAGACGUUAUAUUCAAAGAUUUCUGCAUUGGAAAAUAAAUAUAUGUAUACAUUUAAUAUUUGUUUUAUUUGAACGCCCACCGAAAAUAAUCGAUUGUACAAAAGUAAAAAAGUCUUAGACUUUUAAAGGAAGAAGUUGAGGCAAAG
Messenger RNA from Diorhabda sublineata, 1692 nucleotides. Its product is annotated as tRNA modification GTPase GTPBP3, mitochondrial. Gene Ontology annotation, biological process: tRNA methylation; tRNA wobble uridine modification. The transcript has 6 exons. The record is from RefSeq and is a predicted model, not a curated record. NCBI's taxonomy places the organism in Eukaryota, Metazoa, Arthropoda, Insecta, Coleoptera, Chrysomelidae. Gene Ontology annotation, cellular component: cytoplasm; mitochondrion. Bases 16 to 1584 code for a protein of 522 amino acids. Gene Ontology annotation, molecular function: GTP binding; protein binding; GTPase activity.